Pungitius pungitius (ninespine stickleback) is the source of this 2343-nucleotide messenger RNA. RefSeq lists its product as uncharacterized. The coding region runs from base 262 to 1263 and encodes 333 amino acids. The record is from RefSeq and is a predicted model, not a curated record. NCBI's taxonomy places the organism in Eukaryota, Metazoa, Chordata, Actinopteri, Perciformes, Gasterosteidae. The transcript is spliced from 4 exons.
GCAAAGCGAUAGCCAUGGCAACAGAAUGGUGACGUUUCACCGAGGUCACCUGAGCGCUGCUGGCCUUUCAGAAUUCACUUCUGCUGUUGAACUUGACGAGUGUAGCUGUGUUGAAAGAGUUGAACAGUCUGAGGCCCGAUAUUGGUUGGUUAGUGGUUAGUGGAAAACUACUUGCGAAUAAGUUGUUGGCGAACCGAGUGUUAGAGUAAUACUAACGAGUGUUACGUGGAGGAGGCGUAGUCUUCCAGUGGACCCCCUGCCAUGGAGCCUUGGAGACCGUGGACCCUUGCCUGUGGACUUUGUCACGAGUUCGCUGAGCGCCCGGAGGACGAGGAGGGAGGUGUGGACGAGCUGCAGGAGGUUGAGGCCGAGCCCCCCGGCGGGGACGGUCGGCUGCAGGUUCCUUUUCCUCCUCCCUGCGAUGCUAGCUUUGCUCUUCCCUACCCUGCUCCCUAUGCUCCUCCCUACCCUGCUCCCUAUGCUCCUCCCUACCCUGUUCCCUAUGAUCUUCCCUACCCUGCUCCCUAUGCUUCUCCCUACCCUGCUCCCUAUGCUCCUCCCUACCCUGCUCCCUAUGCUCCUUCCUACCCUGUUCCCUAUUAUCUUCCCUACCCUGCUCCCUAUGCUCCUCCCUACCCUGUUCCCUAUGAUCUUCCCUACCCUGCUCCCUAUGCUCCUCCCUACCCUGUUCCCUAUGAUCUUCCCUACCCUGCUCCCUAUGCUCCUCCCUACCCUGUUCCCUAUGAUCUUCCCUACCCUGCUCCCUUUGCUCCUCCCUAUGCUGCACCCUAUGCUUACACUUUUGCUGACCCUCAUGCUGGCUGUGAUUUUCUUCUUGCUGACCCUCAUACUAGCAGUGAUUUUCUUCACGCUCACCCUCACUAUCUUCCUGCUGUCUUUCACGCUGACCUCUUUAAUGAUGAUGGUGACAAUGAUGAUGCUGAUGAUAGUGAUGAUGAUGAUGAUAGGAACAAUGAAAUUGACCGUAUGCUUGAAAGGUACAGGUUAGGGCUACCCGAUGAGGAGGAGGGCUUUGAUGGCGAGGGUGAGUUACCAUUUCUGGUCCCUUUGCUGGACAUUGAAGACCUUGGGCCAGCAGUGCCCCCAGAAGAUUCUUCUGAUGAGCUCCUGGAUGUAGAAGUCCUUGAAUCUCCUUCAACUUCUGUCCUCGACUUCUCCGCUAAACGACCCAGGGAAGAGAGCGACGGGGAGGAGUCUGCUGCGAAGAGGGGGCGGUUGUCCGAAGACAGCGACUCGGAUUGACAAUCCUCCGGGAAGCUUUGGAGCAACCACUGACUCCACUUGCAGCAGGAACAGUGGUUGCCAUGGUAGUCUUUGAGUCUGGCAGGGCUAGUGUCCCCCAUGUAGCGUCUUGCACUGGGGCUUUUCUGUAGUACUUCUUCAUCUUUGCACGGUGGAUCGAUCAACUUCUUUCAUCCUGAGGGCCGGCCUUUGGGACUGGCAGAGGCGUUGACACCCCGAGCAAGUAGCCUUUGCAUCUGGCAGGGCUGAAGAAGACAAAAAUGCUUUCAUACACACGAUCCCUGCCCCCCCUCCCCGCAUUCCUUUACAGGUCAAGAGUGAAGAUAUCAGUGAAAACUGAUGACAAUAAUGACAACAGGGUAAGUUGAACUUGUGACGUUAGAAAGGCCUUUACAGGUCAAGAGUGAAGAUAUCAGUGUAAACUGAUGACAACAGAGUAAGUUGAACUCGCAAGGUCAGAAAGGCCUUUCUAUGGCCAAAAAUAUAGGAGAUACAGUUCAUAAUAUUUAACAAUUACAUGCCAUACAGAUGUGUUUUUCCCAUUUUUUUCCCCCAUGUGAAAAAGUAAGUACCAGUGUCUGUUUUGUUGGAACAGUGACCUAUAACAUGAAUACAAAGUAAUAUUAUUUAAUAUAAACUAAAUCUAAAUUUUUGCCAUUUAUUUGUUCACAUUUUUUAUUAUGUCAUGCAAAGAUAAUCUUUCUCAGUCUGCAGCAUCACAAGACGCGCUCUGACGUCCACACAGGGAGCAGCAAAGGAGGAAGAGCCAGACUCUGUGUUCCUGCCGGACAUCCAGAGACUCAACUUCCUGGACUAUAUCCAUGGUGACCAUGAGGAGAAAAGACUAUCGCUCACUCCCGACCAGAUGCGAAGGAUGGCUGACCAGAGGACCAGCUGGAGGGCCGUGGGCACGGUUCACUGGAGGCAGCACUCCUGUUGUGUCCUUUGGAAAUCCUGGUGCUCCUGAGGGUGGAUGUGAAGAGAAGCGCCCAGAGCCGUCCACUCAGCACAUUUCUCUACCUCACUGCUAAGUGGAAUCAUUCAAUAAACCACUUGAGACAUCUUAUGGAACACUUUUUU